Molecule: messenger RNA, 3039 nt
Organism: Sporothrix brasiliensis 5110
Lineage: Eukaryota; Fungi; Ascomycota; Sordariomycetes; Ophiostomatales; Ophiostomataceae
Product: intradiol ring-cleavage dioxygenase
Exons: 4
Coding region: 1-3039 (1012 amino acids)
Biological process (GO): transmembrane transport; fungal-type cell wall biogenesis
Source: RefSeq, a predicted model, not a curated record
AUGACGUUGUCAUCAGUGCGGCCUCGACUUCGGCGAGCGAUAUUCAAACGACUUUUACCUGACCUUUCCAUACUCUUCCUUUCCGUUUUUCUGUUGGGCGCACCUGCUUUGGGCGCAGGAAAUGUGAACAGAGAGAUUGCAUACGUCUAUGGCACCGACAGCCAUGGCGUGACGCGACAGCUGGCUGCCGACCGAACACCGGCACUGUACACAUCGGACUUUGGCGAUUGUCUGGGGGGCAAGAGCCUCUUCAACAUCAGCGCAUUUGACGCAGCUUACUACGCCGACAACAUGACUGUCGUGUUCCACCUUGAUGGAACGAGCAAUGUCCACAACGAGUCAACCAUGUUGGUGAUAACAAUGGAUGCAUAUGGCGAGACACGAUACACUCAGACAUUUGAUCCAUGCCAGUCAGGCAUGGGAGGCUUGCCAUUAACGAUCUAUGGCGCGUUCGCGCUCGUCCCGAUGCAGACGGCCUCGAUUCCGGACAUUGCCCUGCAGAUCCCCGACUUUGACGGCUCGGUUAACCUCCAGAUCUUUGCCAACUCGACACAGACUGAGAUUGGCUGCUUUCAGGCGGCUAUGACGAACGGCAACUCCAUCGGCAUACCACAAAUCCUGGCACCAACGAUUGCCUUUUUCGUCGCCAUUGCCAUGAUUUGCUCUUUUGUAACGGCAGCGUACGGCAUUUCCGUACCCUUGAUGCGUGCUCACUAUGCGCAUUCCCUGUCGGUCGUUCUUUUCUUCGAAACAAUGCAAACAUUCUUUCUGACGGGCGCACUCUCGCUGCACUGGCCCAGUGUGCUAGUGGCAUGGUGGAGCAACUUCGCCUGGUCGGCCGGCAUCAUACGCAUUCGACCGUUGGUCGCACAAAUUGUUCGCUUCACGGCUUCCGCAGGAAACGCCAGCCAGUUCACUGGGGACAGCCCAAUGUUUGUCAAGGGUGGAAGUGCGCAGCUGGCAGACAAGAUCUACAAUUCGGACAGCUCAAACAACGGACCGGUUCUGGGGGAGGUGGUUUCUCUCGUUAAGCGCAAGGUCUACAACAGCAGCGACCCGUACGACUACACUUGGGGCGGCGACCCUGUUCUUCCGGGCGUGCCACUGCCUGGAACGUGGCAAAGUCUCUCCGGGACUCUCAGUAACCUCAACAUCCCAGGCGCAUCCGCGUUUACCCUCUGUUUGUUUUGGACGGCAAUUGCUGCGGUGGCCUUUCCACUCGGCCUGAUUGGCAUGAAGGGCCUGUUUGACUUGCUUUCCAGGCUUGGAUGGUUACGGGAAGACUGCAUGGCCUACUUUCGCACACACUCGCUGCAAUAUGCUCGACAGGGGGUGUUUCGAGUGCUGUUGAUUGCAUUGUCCCCGUUGCUGACACUGGCCGUCUUCCAAUUCACACAACACAGCUCGCCUGGUUCCACGGCAUUGGCAGCGAUCGUGCUGGCCAUCCUUGUGGCCGGCGCAGCAUACAUGUGUACAGAUGCCAUAAGGAGGAGAAACAAGCACCGGCCCCCGCAAGGCUCUUUCUCGGCGACGCAGUCGUUGUCUCCAAAAAGCCCAUCAUUCACAAAACGGAGGGCGAACCGCGGAAAGCGGCGCAUCUCGUACCUGGAGGACGACGGCGACUUCGAGGCAAGGCAGCGCCCUGGUGUCCACCAAGACGAAAAGUACAUCAAGCGGUAUGGCUGGCUUUCGGCACGUUACAAGGCAAGCUGCUACUGGUUCUUUGCUGUGCACCUGGGAACGCAGUUUGCUCGGGCCUGUGUUCUGGGAGGCGGUGCGGACAAUGUGAGCGUCGCUGAUGCCACCAACAACACGCUCACGGGAAUCGCGGCACCGACGGCCCAGCUGGUGGUUCUGCUUCUCUUUGAGAUUGCCGUGCUGGCUACCUAUGCGUAUUGGCGGCCGAUCGAGAGCAGCCGUAAUUUGGCGCUGGGCGUCUGGGUCUUGGGCAUGGGACGCAUUCUCGUGGCGGCCCUCUGCAUCGGGCUGCUACCGCAGGUCGGGAUCAGCCGCAUCGGCGCGACAGUCAUUGGCUUCGCUAUUGUUGUCGUCCAGGUGCUGAUGCUGUCUAUGGUGCUGGUGCUGGUGGCCAUCAGUGCGGUGUCGACGUGGCUGUCGUUGACGCGCAACCAAGACAACUUUUACUCGGAAAUGUUCUUUUCCGUCCGCAAACGGUACCUCGAGACGCUGCUCGCCAGCGCCACCGGCGCACCGGCGCCCCUGACACGGAGGCAAGAACGGAAGCAGGCCAAGGCACGCCAGCGCGCCGGCCGCGAGGCCGAACGGUUGGCUGCGUCGUUGCCGCCACCGGCGCCGUCCUUUAGCGUGUACGACGUGCGGCGCGCACCCAAGAUUGAAGACGUGCACUAUGCCGAGUCCGACGAAAGCGAAGUCGAAGAGUUUGGGGUGCACGAUGUGGUGUUCCGUCGGACCAUGGCCAUGGGGCUCUCUGGGCCGAGCGGGAGCGGGAGCGGGAGAAGCAGCAGAGGCGGCAGCAGCGACACGACGGGGCCGGCGACGGAGAACGACAAGGCCACGGACGAGGAUACGCUGGGUGCCUUGGGCGAGCUUGGGACGCAAAGCAUGGCGGCACGGAAACGGAGGGAGACAGGAAGCGCAGCCAGUCUCGUGGGCGCACAAAUCUACGACCCGGCGCGCAUUCUUGCCCGGCUCAACCGCAGCCGGACGAGCAGUGCGGCAUCAUUGCGGUCGGUGCCAUCGGCCCACGACAGCAUACGCCGCGUAUCGGAUAUGGCGGUAGUGUCGGGCCCCCUGCCGGGUCCACCUCAGAUUGGCGUCCUUGCCGGAAGACGGUCAGCAAGUCCGUUUGGCGGUGGCCGGGCGAGUCCUUAUGACAUGCGGUCGUCGUCCGCUACACCUGUUUCCCGUGGUGACGUGUCCAUGACGCCCACCAGUUUAGCCGGGCCCAUUUCUCGGCGCAUGACGCCGACAAAGGAGACACUGCAGCGAUACUCGACGGAGAGGCAGUCACUGCAGUCGCUGCGGUCGACGCCGGUGCCCUAUCCGGUACCCGAAUAA